UACCGAUCGGAAAUAACACGCCACUGCAAUUUCUCCGAGUCACGCUACAACAGUAGCUCUCUGCAAUUCGCACAUACAGACACCGAUCCUUCCAACCUCACAAUAGCAGCAGCUACGCGCGAGGCUUCUUCCCCUCCCCCACCCCCCAUCACACCGACCCAAAGGUCGACGACAAAGAUGGUGGGGGCUCGGAACAUGGGAUCCAAUACUCCCACCACGAGCGCUGUUCUCUUCCCCGGUGGCUAUAUAUAAGUAGCAACGUGGAGUGACGAGUGGGAAUAGACAAAGGAAAUGGCGUGCUCCUUCCCGGUCCUCGACUUGGAGAAGCUCCGUGGAGAGGAGAGAGAGCAGGCCAUGGACCUCCUUCGUGACGCUUGCGAGAAAUGGGGCUUCUUUGAGCUGCUCAACCAUGGGAUCUCGCAUGAGCUGAUGGACGAGGUGGAGAGGCGGACCAAAGCGCACUACGAGCAAUGCAGGGAGCAAAAGUUCAAACAGUUGGCGUGCAAGGCUCUCAAGAGCGGACCCGGGACGGAUGUCACCGACAUGGACUGGGAGAGCACCUUCUUCCUGCGCCAUCUCCCCGCCUCCAACAUGUCCGACUUCCCAGACAUGGACGAGGAGUACCGGUACCGCUUCGAUUUCCUUCGUUACAGCGCACCCCCCACCACCAUCGACUGUAGUCUGCCCCGACUAACCUUCGCCUUCAGGAAGGCGAUGAGGGAAUUCGCGACGGGGUUAGAGAAGCUGGCGGAGCGUCUUCUCGAUCUGCUCUGCGAGAACCUCGGCCUGGAGGAGGGUUACCUCAAGAACGCCUUCUACGGAUCCAAAGGUCCGAACUUUGGCACCAAGGUGAGCAACUACCCGCCAUGCCCUCGCCCGGAGCUGAUCCACGGCCUGCGAGCCCACACCGACGCCGGCGGCAUCAUCUUGCUCUUCCAAGACGACCGCGUCAGCGGCCUCCAGCUUUUCAAGGAUGGCCAGUGGAUCGACGUGCCGCCCAUGCACCACUCCAUCGUGGUCAACCUCGGAGAUCAGAUAGAGGUGAUCACGAACGGCAAGUACAAGAGCGUGCUGCACCGGGUGGUGGCUCGGAGCGACGGCAACAGGAUGUCGAUCGCCUCCUUCUACAACCCGGGCGGCGACGCCGUCAUCUACCCCGCGCCCUCCCUGGUCCAGAAGGAAGCGGAGGCGUACCCGAGGUUUGUGUUCGAGGACUAUAUGAAGCUCUACGUCACGCAAAAGUUUCAAGCGAAGCAGCCCAGGUUUGAAGCAAUGAAGGCCACGGUAACAGUCAAUGGCCAACCUACGCCUACACCUUAGGACACCACGACGUCUCACGUGGAGAUGCCACCAUCUAUUAGAAUGUGGCAUCCAAUUGUGGAAAUAAUAAGCGAAGCACUAUGAACGUGGCUUUUUUUAGUCUCGAGGGUUAUGUCGUCGAUCCAAUUUUCCACUUCUUUGCCAACACUAUUUUCUAAUUAAAUAUAUCAAUGUCGAAUAGCUCUAA
Musa acuminata AAA Group (dessert banana) is the source of this 1507-nucleotide messenger RNA. RefSeq names its product 1-aminocyclopropane-1-carboxylate oxidase 1. Bases 292 to 1320 code for a protein of 342 amino acids. The transcript has 3 exons. NCBI's taxonomy places the organism in Eukaryota, Viridiplantae, Streptophyta, Magnoliopsida, Zingiberales, Musaceae. The record is from RefSeq and is a predicted model, not a curated record.